Molecule: messenger RNA, 2087 nt
Organism: Syngnathus acus (greater pipefish)
Lineage: Eukaryota; Metazoa; Chordata; Actinopteri; Syngnathiformes; Syngnathidae
Gene: prf1.5
Product: perforin 1.5
Exons: 6
Coding region: 16-1806 (596 amino acids)
Biological process (GO): immune response
Cellular component (GO): membrane attack complex
Source: RefSeq, a predicted model, not a curated record
AAGGGAAUCUUCAACAUGAAAACAAACCAGCUCAUGCUGAGGAAAUUGGAACAGCCUAAAGGGCGAAUCGCAGUCAAAGGUGAGCCGCCAAACAGAAACGCUGCCAGUCUGCAGAGACUUUACACUGUCCCUUUGGAGGAAGGCUGGAGACAUCAAGCAAAAAUACUGAAGGGCAAUUUCUGCACUGUUUUGACUACAGGAAGAACCGACACCAAGGUUAAGACCCAAUCUGAGGUAACCAUGCCAGGAUUCCAAAGAAGUCGCUUUGUCUCAUUGGUGUUGGCAUUGCCACUCAUCCUGGAGGUCGGCAGGGUCCGGGCAUGUCGGUUCGGCUCGGCGACGGAGUGCGAGAAAGCCCCCUUCGUGCCCGGCUAUAACCUGGCUGGGGAGGGUUUCGAUGUGGUCCGCUUGCGCCGGACGGGAGCGUAUGUCAUUAACGUCAAAGGUCAUCUGGCUGACAACCACACAUGCACACUGUGUCCAAACCGCUUCCACGGAGGAGAGAUUCAGAGACUCCCAGCUGCUGUGCUUGACUGGCGUCCCUUCAGUCGUUGCAGCAAGCAUCUAUCUAGUGCCCUUCACCACUCUGUGGAAUCUCUGCUGCGCAGCUCCAACUCGCUGGUGAACAACAACUGGAGUGUGGGUUUGAGCCUCGAUCCAUAUGGCAAGGUAGCGCUCGGCGGGAGCCGCUCGGACUUGGCCAGGUUUGCUCAAUCGCAGCACAGCGUGGACAAGGCCACUUUCGCCAUCCAUGAAAUCAGUUGUACUUACUACAGCUACAGACUAGCUGACCACCCUCAGCUGAGCACAGAGUUCACAAAGCACGUGAGCAGACUCCCGCAGAACCUAAUGACAAGCCACAGCAGAGCUCUGUACAGACGGCUGAUUGACACGUAUGGAACACAUUAUAUUCACCAGGUUCAACUUGGUGGAAAAGUGAGGCGAAUCACAGCCUUCCGGACUUGCUUGGCCACACUAAAAGGCUUUACCGAGAGAGAGAUAAAAAACUGUCUAAAUGUCGAACUCCGCAUGGCCUUGGGAUUCCUACCUGCCAAUGCUUCCUACUCCAACAAAUGUGACGGGCUCAUGAAGGGCAACAUCAGCAUGGGCUUCUAUCAAGGCUUCAUGACUCAUAAGAUCGAGGUCACUGGCGGGGAGAAAUACUUUCCGGACAUCCUCUACCAGCAGGACCCCUCCGAGGCCUACCACAGCUGGAUGAACAGCCUCCAUGAUUACCCAGAUGUGAUCUCCUAUGGGAUUUUCCCCCUGCACCAUCUGGUGGAGGACACUCAGAUCAGUGCUAAUCUAAGGGCAAUCAUCUCAGAGUAUAUCCAAGAGAAUAAGCUUCAGGAGGACCAACUAGGUUUAAAGAACUGCUCCCCGACCCCCAACCUAGACCAUAACUGCUGUCCUCUGCGAGCUGGCCGUGGAUCUCUCAAACUGGAAAUCCACAGAGCCGCCAGGCUCAAAGCAGACACCUUCACCAAAACUGACGCCUACGUGAAGAUCUUCUACAACGGCAUGUACGAGGAGACGGAAACAGUAAUGGAUGACAACAACCCUGUAUGGAAUGCCACCUAUUACUUUAGCUCGGUGGAGGUGGGGCAGGAGUUGAGGUUUGAAGUGUGGGACAGAGAUGUUCUUUACAACGACCUGGCAGGUGUUUGUCUCAUCUUUCCUCAGCGAGGAACUCAUUCUCUGAGCUGUCAGUUGAGGAAAGGAGUUCUCUACUUUUCAUACAGCAUCAAGUGCGCCACCCACUUGUCAGGCUUCAGGUGUGGACAGUACUCUCCCACUGCGGAGUAGUUCAGACCUAAUACAUUUGUUAACUCAAUGGUAAUAUCUUCUUUAAGAAUUAGAGAUUUCUCUUGGAAGUCAACAUUAGCAAGUUCCUAAUGCAGCCAAGGGAGAAUUUGUUUUGAGACAAACUGUGAUAAAAUCUUUUAUCAUUUGCUCCUACUAUAACCGUGUACUUUAAACUUGCCUUGAUUUUAAUUCUACAGAGCUUUGAUAUUACGAUCUUGAUGAUCACUAUUUGAUGAUGAGAUCAUUUUGGAUUUCCAAAUAAAUGCAUGCAAUAACUUCUG